Messenger RNA from Lolium perenne, 1155 nucleotides. The record is from RefSeq and is a predicted model, not a curated record. Lineage: Eukaryota; Viridiplantae; Streptophyta; Magnoliopsida; Poales; Poaceae.
AUGUCAUCUUCUUCUGGGACUGCGGCACCUGAUGAUGUCGCAAGUAUGAUGGCUAAGCUCGGGAUUAGUGAGGAAGACCUGGAUGAUGUGAUUUUUGAGAAGGAAGAACAACAACCGGAGGAAGCCACGCGCUGGUUGGCAGUGGCAAAGGUGCAUACAGUAACCGAAUUCAGUCAUUAUUGGUUUAUUAAGAAUAUGAAGUCAGCCUGGGACCUUGCAAAGGACGUGAAGAUCAAAGUAAUUGAGGAUAACCUUUUUGUGCUGCAAUUUGCUUGCCUUGGCGACUGGGAGAAAGUGAUGGAUGGAGGGCCAUGGGUUUUUAGGGGCAAGAGUGUACUGAUCGCUCCCUAUGAUGGAUUCACAAAACCGUCGACUAUAGAGUUGAAUACAAUUCUCAUGUGGAUACAAAUCCACGAUCUCCCAGUGGGGUAUAAAGGUCUUGUGAAAACUUUGGCAAGCAAGGUUGGAGAAUAUGUGGAGCAGGAGCCUCCGUCGGUAGAUUUCGUCGGAAACUUUUAUAGGGUCCGAGUUAAGAUCGAUGUACGCAAGCAGCUGAAAGUGGUGGUUUCGAUCAUCCGUGAUGGCAAGAGGGAACUUUUCUUUGUUAAAUACGAACGUAUCCCUGAUUGGUGUUCAGUUUGUGGCAUGCUGGGCCACAUUAGCAAGGAGCACGGUGAUGGUAUCCAUGCACUGGAGGCUGAAGUAUUUAAGGAUCUGAAGGCAAGCUUCAACUGGCGCCCGGGCUCGAGGACGCCUGGAAGUGGCAGAGGACGUGGAUCAGGUCGUGGCCGGGGUAGGGGCCGUGACCGUGAGGGUGGUAAUUCAGGCUUUUGGGAAGGAAAUAAAUCUGACAAAGAGACUGAGGAUAUGUUGGAGGAUGAUCCAUUACUAGACCUGAACCGCAAACGGGGUGCAUUGCCUUCACCGGAAGUAGUACCUGGUGACAUUAAUAGUGGAAAGGUGGGAGAGAUUCUUAACAAGUUUGAAGGAUCGGAGCUCUCAUUGACUAAUGUUCCACCGAGUCCGCCACCUAAACGAGAUCCAAAAAGAAGUAAAAUAGCACUUCUGGAGGGUGAUAACACAGGAGGUCAGGGGAUGAACAAUACAAAUUCUGGAUCGGCGGGCUCCCUCGGGGGGUACCGCCGGGAUCAAUGA